Owenia fusiformis is the source of this 3148-nucleotide messenger RNA. Lineage: Eukaryota; Metazoa; Annelida; Polychaeta; Sabellida; Oweniidae. The record is from the annotation of a GenBank genome assembly.
CUGACAGCAGCCAGGGUAGGUCUCCACGAUGGGACUACAAGUACUAAACUUGGGAAUUCUCUCCAUUGCGCUGAUUAUCACAGUUGCGGAAUGUGUUCAGUUCUAUGAUGCACAUAUAGAGUUCACUGACGAGGCUGGCAAUCUGCUACAUGAUAAUGUACAUGCGUUCCAUGAACAGCAUAAACGAGAUCUGGAAUCAGGUAGCCUCAACCAGAAAGUACCGGUGUUCCUGACAAUUCGGUCUGCUUCCGAGACUCAUAAGAUGGCUCUAAGACGUCGCAGUGCAGGGCAAUCAACAAAAGUGAUAUACACGGCGGACAAUGACACCGAAUCCGUACAAUUUACACUUGAUACCGAAGCCUAUUGCGUUGUUCUGGAAGGAUCUUCCAUAUCUGCAACAGAUAAAGGCACAGCUACUGGCACAGUAAGCAUGUCUACAUGCGGAGGAAAGACAAUCGCAAUCAUAAAAUUCACCGAUGGUACAGCACGUGCAAUUGAACCAUCAUCAGUGACAGGAGAGCCCUCAAUCAACAAGCGAGGAUUGGACAAUUCCUAUCACGUGAUAUACCAGAUUGACAUAGCCAAACAUGAGAAGUUGGUGGUUAGGCCUAAACGAGAUGCAGACAAAGACAAAGUUCUACAAGAUUCACAAGAUCAACUUGUUACGAGCAAAGAAGCCAAAACCUGCAAGGUCUCUAGGAAAGGCAAGGAAUAUUCAGGUACACUGAGUGAGACAGCAGAUGGUUAUACAUGCCAGAGAUGGGACAGCAAAGAAACCUGGAGUCAUGAUAUCGGCAGUUCACAUAAUAAUGAUUUUCCAAAUAAUGAAACCCUUUCCGAAGCAUCCAAUUACUGUCGCAAUCCUGAUGGGGAAUCGGGUGGGCCAUGGUGUUAUACUACUAGUAAAGAACGUCGAUGGAGUUACUGCGCUGUACCAACGUGUGCAGAUGAUUUUGCGGGUCUUCGAAACAUGAGAGAAGAUGCCUGUUUGAAAGAGGGGGGUCAUUACUUCGAAGAGCAUUGUUAUUGGAUAAAAUCCUCUGAAACGUAUGGUAGUCAUGUUGCUGCAGAAGAUGCAUGCGAAGAUUUAGGAGCAAGAUUGGUCAGCAUCGAUUCCCAGAAUGAGACUAUAUUUAUUGAACAACUGUUGAAAAACAAGGGUACUCCUAGUGAUGAAUGGAUGACUAGUGGGACUGAGAUAGGACAGGAUAUUCCCAGAAGAUGGGGCUGGGAUCUAGGGGCCUGGAACAAGCCUGCAAGACUUGGUGCGAUGGCUGGGGAUAUGAGCGAUACAUCUAAACGUUGUCUGAGUUUGAUCAUAUCAAAUGGACAACUUAUGUUCAAUGCAGUACCAUGUAACGAUUCUAGCAACACAUUCAAACUUCUUUGUGAAGCAGGCGCUGAAUCAAUGGAAGACAGACCAGUGAAUUUUGAAACUGCAGUUUUUCUUGCAAGCCGGAGCACAGAAGUGAUAAGAGCAAAGUACAACAAUGACCUCUCACUUAUGACAAGCUACAUCCUUGUACUAUAUAACUCGAUUGGGGCGAGAUGGAGAGACCCCAAGAUGGUGCAUCCUGCUAAAGUGACAGUUACAAGAGUAGAGUUUUUCCAGACCACCCCGCCAGAGUUUCUUCGUGACGUUACGGAUAGGUAUAACUACACCUGGCAGUGUAUGGAUUUUGGAACUUCAAGAUGGAUGCGAAAGCAUCCAGACAGGAAAACGUGGGACAUCGGGGCAUUUCAUGACACUGUGAUAUGCGGGGCCUUGGGUUGGGCUUGGUCUGGUGGUUUGUGUGGUCUAGGAGCUUCAAGCUAUAUCUGUGUCCUUAAGGGAUUCUUCGAGCACUAUCAGGAGGUUCGUCAUGAAUUUGGACAUCUGUUGCGUUUUGGUCAUAACAGUGGAUACAAAGAUAAAGAUUGUCACGACGAUAGGGGUUUAAACGCAUUGUUAUCUAGAUGCCAGGCUAAGGAAUUUGAACAAAAAAUGAGAGGCCUUGGCCCUGGUGCGUGUGUCUACGAUGAUGUGUAUGAAUACUACCAAGAACCUUUGAUGUUAGACGAUACUGAUAUGGAAGGACAACGGUGGGACAUGGAUAAACAAUGUGAGCUUCACCUCGGUAAAGGCUGGUCAUUCUUUCAAGACGAAGGGGAUCGCAAAUUCGUAUAUGGAACGAGAAAGAAUAUAUGUUCAUCUCGAACUCAACACUGUAUCAACCUAUCGACCUACGAAAUUAAGAAAGUGGAAAAUAUGCUGACUCUUCAAGGAACUUGGUGUGGAGGAAAAAAGUGGUGCAGAGGUGGUGUUGGUUGCAUCGCCUGGGAUAAGGACCCAAGCCAUAUCGCUUCUAACCUUGGACAUCCUAUGGUAGUCCCUGGAAGUUGGGGAUCAUGGGGCCCAUGGAGUGGCUGUUCACAUACAUGUGGUGGCGGAAUCAUGAAGCGAUUGAGAAAAUGCGAUUCGCCAAAACCAAAGAACACUAAAUGUGAUGGGGAUUACUUUGAAGCCAAACUUUGUCAAACAGCGGAUUGCCAAAAUGGACCAACAACAGUUGACGAAUUGGAACAACACGUCGUAGAUAUAGGGACGAAAAUAUGCAAUAAAUACCCUACAGAUUUAAAAGGAAACACCAUAUUUGCCGAGUAUUUGUGGGCUGGAUUCGGUGGGAAACGAACCAAAUUUAAUGACGGACAUCGUGAAGGUGGUUGUUUGCCUGGAGUAAAUGGCCUUGCUUAUACUGGGAAUAAAAGCAGGACAUGGGGAAAUGAAGAAUGUGCUCGAUGGGACAGUUUUGAUAACUGGAAAAAUCAAGAUUGGCGUUUUCCUUACGAUGCAAAUGUCUCAGCAGCCGAGAACCACUGCAGAAAUCCCCUUGGACGUGGGAGUCUAUGGGGACUUGCGAGGUGUUUAAACAAGAAAGAAAAAUUAAUACCAUGCUGGAUACCACAAUGUGGGGGAGAUGAGCUUUGUGACGUAAACUGUAACACCAAUUACCGUCGGCGUUGGAGAGCUGCCUUAUUCCCCGAUGGAACCCCGUGUGGUUUCAAUAAAGAGAAAGGAAUCAAAUCAGUGUGUGUGGAAGGACUUUGCCGCAAAUUGACAGUAAUAUAAUGACAAAACUGGAUUAAUGAAAAUGCCUUGUAAAGCAUA